AUGGAUAUGGUGGCAACAAGCUGGAGAUUAACUCCACAGAUUUUGCCACAAUUAUCACCAAAAGUCAAAAGCUUUAGGGUUUAUAGCUCUUCUUCUUCGCUCUCUCCAUCUCCCAUAACCCAAAAAACAUUAUCUUCGAUUCAAAAUUCUGGUGUUAUUGCUUGCCUUCGCGCCAAUAGUGCAGCGCUUGCGUACGAAGCUGCAACUGCUGCGGUGAAAGGUGGCAUCUCAGUUCUGGAGAUAGUGAUGUCCACACCGGGUGUGUUUCAGGUUCUAAGGCAGUUGGUGAAGGACUAUCCUACGUUGGCUUUGGGGGUUGGUACUGUUUUAAAUGCUGAGGAUGCCAGAAAUUCAAUGAAUGCUGGAGCCAAAUUCCUCACGAGUCCUGCUACAGUGAAGGACAUUAUGGAUGAUUUCCAAAAGGAUGAAGUUCUAUACAUACCUGGUGUAAUGACACCCACAGAAAUAUUGUCUGCAUAUGAUGCUGGUUCCAAAAUUGUCAAGGUGAGUGCUAUCAGAUUCCCAUAUUUAACAAAGUUGGUAAAGCAGCUGGUUAUGAGAUGGGGAUGUCAUGAUCUGACGCCAUGUGCACAACCUGCACACAAACUCUAUAGGGGGUAUAUAUCUUCUGGAGCAUCAUCCGUUGUUUUAUCAGAUGCCAUAUUUAAUCAAGAGGCAAUGGCCCAGAGAAACUUCAGUGCAGUAUAUCAACUUGCAAGCCUGGCUGCUUUGGAGGGAAAAGAAGCUGUAGAACGAGGCGUGAUGACAGAAAUGACAGUGCAUGGGAAAUUUUCUGGCCAGAUCUUAGAUGAUUUUUUUAUUCGAAGGUAA
Molecule: messenger RNA, 831 nt
Organism: Dovyalis caffra
Lineage: Eukaryota; Viridiplantae; Streptophyta; Magnoliopsida; Malpighiales; Salicaceae
Source: the annotation of a GenBank genome assembly